AUGAUUUACCUUCGCUUCCUUACUUGGGCCGUACUGGUGGUGAACUCCAUGAUUGCAAUGGGCGAUGGCACUUCAGAUAUCUAUUCGAGUAUCUUCGAAGUUGACUUGAUAUCACCGCGCAACGAGACUUAUACGCCCGAGGCCCUGAUGCCUAUCGUUUUUGCGCUGCAGAAUUCACCUCUGGCUUCCAGCUUGGAUGCCUACAUCACCUGGGAUUUGUUGGAAGGCAACAACCGGUCUUCUCCAGGUUCCAUCAAUGGCGGGCUUCUUGAACUCGCUUCGUCGGACCUCUGGUCUCCCGGUCUUCACUUGGUUACCCGCUUUGUUAAUACCCUUCCCUACCCGAACGGCUUCUGGACUUUUGCCUGGACCCUGCAUAUUGCCGAUUGUUCCCAGAAUGGCAGUGGACCUCAAGACAUCAAGUUUCACAAUGACAUCGUCUUCACUGUCAGCCUGUCAGGGGAGGCACCUAGUCUUGAAGCAGCUACAUCUUCUGGUACGUGCGGCAUCCAAAACGCCAAUGCGUUGAACGUGACUGCUACCGGGGAAGAAUGCGGCUUUCUUGGGCCUAGUCCGACAACCAACCCAUGCGCGGCGAGAAUCGAUGCUUCCGCGGCGUCCAGUAUAUGGGCAGCGGCGACUGCCUUUGCCUGUAGCCCUUUAGAGCGAUCGGCGAACCCCAACGUUACUUGUCCGACUCCCUCAUCCAAAUCCAACGGCAUUGGACAAUAUGGCAUGAUCGCAGCAUCGACUAUGCUUACGCUCUUUACCAUGGUGACUGCCCUGAUCUACCUUGGGAAUCUUUUGUUUUCGGUACUCUCGGAUCAGAAUCGUUCACUCAUCAUCGUGGCAGAAGCGUGUAGCAGUGUUGCGCCCGUCCAGUUUCUGCUGGGAAGCCAGGGCGCACUAGUUCAGCCUUACAAGCCAACCACACUAUGGGCGAUUCUUUCCUGGAAUUCGGUGACUGAUGAGAUUAGUGUUCCAUCAACCAUGCUAAGACCGCCUGCUAUUCCCCGAGCUGCUAACACAGUCGACCUCUGUGAUAACAUGCCAUUAGAGACGCAGAAGAUCCCAGUCAGUCACAACCCGUGGAUGAUUUGA
Molecule: messenger RNA, 1101 nt
Organism: Aspergillus costaricaensis CBS 115574
Lineage: Eukaryota; Fungi; Ascomycota; Eurotiomycetes; Eurotiales; Aspergillaceae
Exons: 6
Coding region: 1-1101 (366 amino acids)
Source: RefSeq, a predicted model, not a curated record